AUGAAGUCAAAGAUCAUUGAAUUCAAACAUGUAACACUCGGUGAUCAAAGAGAAUCACUGAUAGGGAUUCAUUACGUCCGGAAAGUAGUUAGGAAAUUCUUUGAUGGAGAGAGUGGGAUUUGUCAAGGUUUGUUGCAGACACUGCAGAUUGCUCGUUCAGUUAGACAAAUGAUGAGGAAGAUGUAUGAUAAAAGAGCUGGUGGCAAGGAAUAUUUGCAGUCAGGAAAUGCUUCACUCGGGGGCUCAUUACAGCACGAUUCAAAUAAGCAACAUAUUGUGAUUGGCCUUGAUGACUACUUGGGUAGAAUGCUGGACCAAAUUACUGGAUUUCCAUCUAGACUAGAAAUCGUCACGAUUGUUGGGAUGGGUGGCAUCGGUAAAACAACACUUGCCAAAAACAUCUUUGAUCAUCCUUACACCAUUUAUCACUUCUAUUGUCGUGCAUGGGUUGCAGUGUCCCAAGUUUAUCAAGUGAGGGAUUUGUUAUCAGGCAUUUUGAGCUCUGUUGGUCAACUCAAUGCUGAAACCUAUUCAAAAACCAAUGACCAAUUAGCUGAGGUCUUGUAUAGAAGUUUGAAGGGCAGGAGAUAUUUAAUUGUCAUGGAUGAUAUGUGGAGUGCUAAGGCUUGGGAUGAUGUCAAAAGAUCUUUUCCAAAUGAUAAAAAUGGAAGUCGAGUAAUAGUAACUACUCGGUUUAACGGAUGUGGCUAUCUAUGUCAAUCCGAAAAUGCCUCCUCAUUUUAUGAGCCUGCUAAGCAUAGAGAAAUUCCUAAUUUUAUGAUGAAAUUUAAAAUUUUUCUACAAAUGGGGUUUUUUGUGUGUAGCAUUCUGUCAAGUGAUGUUCGCAUUUGCAAAAUACGAGCUCACUGA
Molecule: messenger RNA, 870 nt
Organism: Coffea eugenioides
Lineage: Eukaryota; Viridiplantae; Streptophyta; Magnoliopsida; Gentianales; Rubiaceae
Product: disease resistance protein RPP13-like
Exons: 1
Coding region: 1-870 (289 amino acids)
Biological process (GO): defense response to other organism
Molecular function (GO): ADP binding
Source: RefSeq, a predicted model, not a curated record